This is a messenger RNA of Myotis davidii, 1096 nucleotides long. It is a transcript of the gene SNRNP27, whose product is annotated as small nuclear ribonucleoprotein, U4/U6.U5 27kDa subunit. Gene Ontology annotation, cellular component: precatalytic spliceosome. NCBI's taxonomy places the organism in Eukaryota, Metazoa, Chordata, Mammalia, Chiroptera, Vespertilionidae. The transcript is spliced from 6 exons. The coding region runs from base 76 to 534 and encodes 152 amino acids. The record is from RefSeq and is a predicted model, not a curated record. Gene Ontology annotation, biological process: RNA splicing.
AAGCGCACUUCCGGCCUUCACGGAAGUUGUUGCACAGUCGUUUCCGAGGCUGUGUGCGGUAGAGGAGCCUUCCAAAUGGGUCGUAGCCGCUCCCGAUCUCCGCGGAGGGAACGCAGGCGGUCCCGGUCCACUUCGCGGGAGAGAGAACGCAGGCGUCGGGAAAGGUCUCGGUCCAGGGAGAGAGAUCGGAGAAGGAGCCGCUCUCGAUCCCCGCACAGAAGACGCUCCAGAUCCCCAAGACGACAUAGAUCCACAUCUCCUUCUCCUUCUCGACUGAAAGAAAGAAGAGAUGAUGAAAAGAAAGAAACAAAGAGCAAAGAACGUCAGAUAACUGAGGAAGAUUUAGAGGGAAAAACAGAAGAAGAAAUAGAAAUGAUGAAGAUAAUGGGAUUUGCCUCCUUUGACUCAACAAAAGGAAAAAAGUUGGAUGGUUCUGUAAAUGCCUAUGCCAUAAAUGUGUCUCAGAAGAGGAAGUACAGGCAGUACAUGAAUCGCAAAGGUGGAUUCAACAGACCUUUGGAUUUCAUUGCGUGAGAAUUGAAAUGUUGAAGAAUGAUUUUUCCCCCCUCAUCAUGAUCAGAGUGGAUUUUGUAUUUUGUAUUUCAUAUGCAUCAAAACAGGACAGGAUCACAGCCCUUCCUCCUUGUAAAGUAAGAAAAUUUUAUCUUUGAUGUGUGCAGUUCACUUACUUUGCCUCAAAAGAAGAAAUGUUAAAUAUUACAUUUUUUUCUUUUAGGAAGUAUCAUUUGGGGCAAUCAUCAACCCCAUUUUUUGUCUUAUUCCUGUGGAAGCUGUAUAUGUUUUCUUCUUGGAUGCUCGUUAGGACUUUUUAAAACACAUAAAAAAGUAAUUUGGAUGUAAGUGUCUCAAAUAAAGCAAUUAUUUCUACCUCUCUGUAUUUGAUAAAAUUUUUAUUACUGUAUAAAAUAUCUCCCAGUACAUUUUCUUUUUUCAUGUAUAGAUUUAGAUAGGAUUCCUAGUAGUUAAAAAAUUAAAAGAAUGAAAAAGUAUAACUGGAUUUUUGUAUCUUCUGAGGGUUUUUUCCUCAGUACCACUUAUUACUUUCCCCCAUUUUUAAAAGCAAUAAAUGCUUAUU